UUUUGUUCUGUGGUUUAGUAUGAUGGAAGAAGCGUGUUGUUGAAUUUAUGGAAUUUAUAUCAAUAACAAUCUGUUUUUCUGGACUAAUUUGAAAACCAAAUUGAAUAAUAGGAUAUCUGCUAGGAUUUACAAACUCUUAUUUAGGAAGGUUUAUUCUAAUUUAACAAGAUGAUGCCUAUAAGCGGCACCGCACCUCAAGUCCAUUCUGGGGGCAUUCAGCAGACUACAGCUAAUACCAAUUCUAAUACAGUCAAUCCAACAAGUGGUACAAAUAAAACGAGUAGUAGCAUGAAACCAUCUUACACAUUGAAAUUCACAUUAGCCGGUCACACCAAAGCUGUUUCUUCUGUAAAAUUCAGUCCAAAUGGAGAAUGGUUAGCAAGUUCAUCUGCUGACAAACUAAUAAAAAUUUGGGGUGCUUAUGAUGGCAAAUUUGAAAAAACCAUCUCUGGACACAAAUUAGGUAUCAGUGACGUUGCCUGGUCUAGUGAUAGCAGACUUUUAGUAUCUGCCAGUGAUGACAAAACAUUAAAAAUAUGGGAAUUAUCCUCAGGGAAAUGUCUUAAAACUCUCAAAGGUCACAGCAAUUAUGUUUUUUGUUGCAAUUUCAACCCACAAUCUAACCUAAUUGUUUCUGGUUCCUUCGACGAAUCUGUCAGAAUUUGGGAUGUGAGAACAGGAAAGUGCCUAAAAACGCUGCCGGCCCAUUCAGAUCCUGUUAGUGCCGUACAUUUCAACAGAGAUGGAUCUCUAAUAGUUAGUAGCAGCUACGAUGGCUUGUGCCGUAUUUGGGACACUGCAUCUGGCCAAUGUUUGAAGACUUUAAUAGAUGAUGACAAUCCACCUGCCUCUUUUGUCAAGUUUUCUCCUAAUGGAAAAUAUAUUCUAGCAGCGACAUUAGACAACACCCUGAAACUAUGGGAUUAUGCAAAAGGAAAAUGCCUAAAAACCUAUUCAGGGCAUAAAAAUGAGAAAUACUGCAUUUUUGCAAACUUCUCCGUAACAGGUGGUAAGUGGAUUGUAAGUGGCUCAGAAGACAAUAUGGUCUAUAUAUGGAAUCUUCAAACCAAGGAAAUUGUUCAAAAGUUACAAGGCCACACAGAUGUUGUGCUUUCCACCACCUGCCAUCCAACUGAGAACAUCAUUGCUUCCGCAGCUCUAGAGAAUGACAAAACGAUUAAAUUAUGGAAAAGCGAUACUUAGAUAUUUUGAAUCUGAUCUGUAUUAUUUCACUUGAUUCAUAAUAAACAUCUUGAUUCAGAUCGAUUGUACAAAAUGGUAACUUUUAGUAUUUCAUUUGAAAUUGUAACAUUAACUACAUGACUAAUUAGACUUCUAUUCUUACAUUGUGCUUGGAAGAUGCUCGAUUUUUCUUCCAUGUAUAAAUGGCAAAUUGUAAAUUUUGGGAGCUUAAAGGCUUUGAAUUAUAUCCCUUAAAAUCAAAUGACUUGAAAAUUAAUAUUUUGUAUAAUUAUAAUUCGCUUUGAUUCCUGUAGGUUCUAGAAUCUUGUACAUAGUUCCGCCCAUACCUUGGUUGUUGGUGAAAAUUUCCUUCUUUUGUAAGAUUGAGGCUUUGUACAAUAAUCAUAUAUUUUUAUAAAACUCAUGUCACAAGAAUCGUUUUCAUUUUAUUGUUUAGGUUAUUGUAAUCUUUCUGUUAAAUAAAUUUAAAUCUAUA
Molecule: messenger RNA, 1678 nt
Organism: Harmonia axyridis
Lineage: Eukaryota; Metazoa; Arthropoda; Insecta; Coleoptera; Coccinellidae
Gene: wds
Product: WD repeat-containing protein 5
Exons: 7
Coding region: 169-1203 (344 amino acids)
Cellular component (GO): Set1C/COMPASS complex
Molecular function (GO): histone binding
Source: RefSeq, a predicted model, not a curated record